GACAGGUUACUGAUCAUCUUAAGGAAGUGGCCAAGGGCAUCAAUGUUAGAGUAGUUCCUAUUGUUGGGGGGAUGUCAACUGAGAAGCAGGAAAGACUUUUAAAUGCAAGGCCUGAGAUAAUUGUUGGAACUCCAGGGAGGUUAUGGGAACUUAUGUCCAAAGGAGAAAAGCAUCUUGUUGAGUUACAUUCAUUGUCUUUCUUUGUACUGGAUGAGGCAGAUCGCAUGAUUGAAAAUGGACAUUUUCGUGAAUUGCAAUCAAUAAUUGACAUGCUUCCUAUGGCCAAUGGCUCUACUGAAGGUCAAUCUCAAUAUACAGAGAAUUGUGUGACAGUCUCGAACUUGUCAAGAAAAAAACGACAAACAUUUGUCUUUUCAGCCACUAUAGCACUGUCUGCUGAUUUCCGUAAAAAGCUAAAGCGUGGUUCUCUAAAAUCAAAAGAAUCAAUGUCUGAGGGGGUGAAUUCUAUAGAAAAUCUUUCAGAACGAGCUGGAAUGAGAGCUAAUGUUGCCAUUGUUGAUCUGACAACUGCAUCGAUUUUGGCACAUAAACUUGAAGAGUCAUUUAUUGAAUGCAGGGAAGAAGAUAAAAAUGCCUACUUGUAUUAUAUUCUGAGUGUUCAUGGACAAGGACGAACAAUCAUUUUCUGUACAUCAAUUGCCGCUUUGCGCCAUAUCUCUGCCAUCUUGCGUAUUCUUGGAAUCAAUGUCUGGACAUUACAUGCCCAGAUGCAGCAGCGAGCACGGUUAAAGGCCAUUGAUCGUUUUCGUGCAAAUGAUCAUGGGAUACUUGUUGCAACUGAUGUUGCAGCAAGAGGACUUGAUAUUCCUGGUGUUCGGAGUGUCAUUCACUAUCAGCUUCCACAUUCAGCAGAAGUUUAUGUUCACAGAAGUGGAAGAACUGCCAGGGCUUCUUCAGACGGAUGUAGCAUUGCAUUGAUUUCAUCGAGGGACACUUCAAAAUUUGCCUCUUUGUGCAAAUCAUUCUCUAAGGAGAGUGUUAAGAGAUUUCCUUUAGAUAACUCGUACAUGCCAGAGGUUAUGAAACGAUUAUCUCUCGCACGUCAAAUAGACAAGAUAUUGCGGAAGGAUUCCCAGGAGAAGGCAAUGAAAAGCUGGUUUGAACGAAAUGCAGAAUCGGUGGAACUAUUGGUUGAAAAUAAUGAUAGUGAGGAGGAGAGAGUGAACAAUUAUAAGAAAAAGAAGAUUAGCUCUAUGCAAUUGAAGAAAUUGCAACAGGAACUCAAUAUGUUGAUUUCACGUCCAUUACAACCAAAGACAUUUUCGCAUCGUUAUUUGGCGGGAGUAA
This is a messenger RNA of Carica papaya (papaya), 1308 nucleotides long. The record is from RefSeq and is a predicted model, not a curated record. Lineage: Eukaryota; Viridiplantae; Streptophyta; Magnoliopsida; Brassicales; Caricaceae.